AUGGCAGUGAUUCCCCGACGUGGCUUUCUCUCCAGUGUCCCCAGUCCUCUCCAGUAUCUCCAGUUCUCUUCAGUCCUGCCCAGUGCUCCCCAGUCCUCUCCAGUCCUGCCCAGUACUCCCCAGUCCUCCCCAGUGCUCCUCAGUCCUCUCCAGUCCUCUCCAGUCCUCUCCAGUCCUCACCAGUCCACCCCAGUCCUCAGAAGUCCUCCCCAGUCCUCCACAGUCCUCUCCAGUCCUGCCCAGUGCUCCCCAGUCCUCUCCAGUCCUGCCCAGUACUCCCAGUCCUCUCCAGUUCUCUCCAGUCCUCCCCAGUCCUCUCCAGUCCUCCUCCAGUUCUCUCCAGUCCUCCCCAGUUCUCUCCAGUCCUCUCCAGUCCUCCCCAGUCCUCUCCAGUCCUCUCCAGUCCUGCCCAGUACUCCCCAGUCCUCUCCAGUUCUCUCCAGUCCUCCCCAGUCCUCUCCAGUUCUCUUCAGUCCUGCCCAGUGCUCCCCAGUCCUCUCCAGUCCUGCCCUGUACUCCCCAGUCCUCCCCAGUGCUCCUCAGUCCUCCCCAGUCCUCUCCAGUCCUCCCCAGUCCUCUCCAGUCCUCUCCAGUCCUCUCCAGUCCUCACCAGUCCUCCCCAGUCCUCCACAGUCCUCUCCAGUCCUGCCCAGUGCUCCCCAGUCCUCUCCAGUCCUGCCCAGUACUCCCCAGUCCUCCCCAGUGCUCCUCAGUCCUCUCCAGUCCUCUCCAGUCCUCUCCAGUCCUCACCAGUCCACCCCAGUCCUCACCAGUCCUCCCCAGUCCUCCACAGUCCUCUCCAGUCCUGCCCAGUGCUCCCCAGUCCUCUCCAGUCCUGCCCAGUACUCCCCAGUCCUCUCCAGUUCUCUCCAGUCCUCCCCAGUCCUCUCCAGUCCUCUCCAGUUCUCUCCAGUCCUCCCCAGUUCUCUCCAGUCCUCUCCAGUCCUCCCCAGUCCUCUCCAGUCCUCUCCAGUCCUGCCCAGUACUCCCCAGUCCUCUCCAGUUCUCUCCAGUCCUCCCCAGUCCUCUCCAGUUCUCUUCAGUCCUGCCCAGUGCUCCCCAGUCCUCUCCAGUCCUGCCCAAACCCUCAGUGUUAACCCUGCCCACAGAACCCCCAGUGUCAACCCUGUCCACAGAACCCUCAAUGUAAACCCUGCCCACAGAACCCCCAGUGUCAACCCUGUCCACAGAACCCUCAAUGUAAACCCUGUCCACAGAACCCUCAGUGUCAACCCUGUCCACAGAACCCAUAGUGUCAACCCUGUCCACAGAACCCUCAGUGUCAAACCAGUCCACAUAACCCUCAGUGUUAAACCUGUCCACAGAACCUUCAGUGUCAAACCUGUCCACAGAACCCUCAGUGUCAACCCUGCCCACAGAACCCUCAGUGUCAACCCUGUCCACAGAACCCUCAGUGUCAACCCUGUCCACAGAACCCUCAAUGUAAACCCUGUCCACAGAACCCUCAGUGUCAACCCUGUCCACAGAACCCAUAGUGUCAACCAUGUCCACAUAACCCUCAAUGUAAACCCUGUCCACAGAACCCUCAAUGUAAACCCUGUCCACAAAACCCUCAGUAUCAACCCUGUCCACAGAACCUUCAGUGUCAACCCUGUCCACAGAACCCUCAAUGUAAACCCUGACCACAAAACCCUCAGUGUCAACCCUGUCCACAGAACCCUCAGUGUAAACCCUGUCCACAGAACCCUCAGUGUCAACCCUGUCCACAGAACCCUCAGUGUAAACCCUGUCCACAUAACCCUCAGUGUAAACCCUGUCCACAGAACCCUCAGUGUCAAGCCUGUCCACAGAACCCUCAGUGUCAACCCUGUCCACAGUGUCAACCCUGUCCACAGAACCCUCAGUGUCAACCCUAUCCACAGAACCCUCAGUGUAAACCCUAUCCACAGAACCCUCAGUGUAAACCCUGCCCACAGAACCCUCAGUGUCAACCCUGACCACAGAACCCUCAGUGUAAACCCUGCCCAUAGAACCCUCAAUGUCAAUCAUGUACACAGCACCCUCAGUGUCAACCCUGUCCACAGAACCCUCAGUGUCAAUCCUAUCCACAGAACCCUCAGUGAACCCUAUCCACAGAACCCUCAGUGUCAACCUUGCCCACAGAACCCUCAGUGA
Molecule: messenger RNA, 2136 nt
Organism: Oncorhynchus masou masou (cherry salmon)
Lineage: Eukaryota; Metazoa; Chordata; Actinopteri; Salmoniformes; Salmonidae
Product: mucin-2-like
Exons: 3
Coding region: 1-2136 (711 amino acids)
Source: RefSeq, a predicted model, not a curated record